CACAAAUAUCCAAAUCGAUUAGAAUAGACUAUAGGGAUAGUUGAUAGUUGUAGGAAAGCUCCACCGGAACUUGGGCUGGGGUAAGAACUUAAAGAAUGCCAACUUGCCGAUCCCAAUCAGAUCAAUUUCUCCUUCAGAUCUAAAUUAAAGUUCUCUUCUCCUUCCCCCUUGAUUUUGCUUGACUAUGGGGUUGGUAGGAGGCGCCCAAGAAAAUGGGGCUGCGGGCAUGGGAUUGUCAGGCAAGAACAAUAAGUACAGGAGAAUGGACAGUCAGCCGACACAGGACGACGACGACGAUGAUUUUGACGAAGAUUACGAUGCCGCCGACCACCGACGCCAGAUGGAGAGGCGGAAGGUUACCAGGAAAUAUGUCUUUGCCUGUUCGGUAUUCGCAUCGCUCAACAGUGUCCUCCUCGGCUAUGAUGUCGGAGUUAUGAGCGGAGCCAUCUUAUUUAUCCACGAAGAUCUGAAGAUAACAGAGGUGCAGGAAGAGAUUCUUGUCGGAAUCUUGAGUGUUAUGUCCCUUUUGGGCAGUUUAGGGGGAGGAAGAACAUCGGACGCCAUUGGAAGAAAAUGGACAAUGGGGCUGGCCGCCAUUGUGUUCCAAGCCGGCGCUGCGGUAAUGACGAUCGCCCCGUCAUUCGGCGUCCUAAUGAUCGGAAGAAUCCUCGCCGGCAUCGGAAUUGGAUUUGGCGUCAUGAUCGCGCCGGUUUACAUAGCGGAGAUAUCGCCGACAGCCGCUCGAGGCUCACUCACGUCGUUCCCGGAGAUCUUCAUUAAUCUCGGGAUCCUCCUCGGCUACGUUUCGAAUUACGCCUUCUCGGGGCUUCCCGCGCACGUCAACUGGCGAAUAAUGCUCGCCGUGGGAAUCCUUCCGUCCAUUUUCAUCGCAGUUGCUCUGUUUAUAAUCCCCGAAUCUCCGCGAUGGCUGGUGAUGCAAAAUCGAGUAGACGAAGCGCGACAAGUGCUUCUAAAAACGAACGAAAACGAAGCCGAGGUCGAUGAAAGGCUCGCCGAAAUACAAUUAGCUGCAGGAUUCGACGGCGAUAGCAAACUCGAGGAAAAAAGCGUCUGGCGUGAGCUUCUUAAUCCUUCGCCGGCCCUCCGCAGGAUGCUCGUUACCGGUUUCGGUAUCCAAUGCUUCCAACAAAUCACGGGGAUCGAUGCGACAGUAUACUACAGUCCCGAGAUCUUCAAAGCUGCCGGCAUUGUCGAUAACUCGAAGCUUCUUGCAGCUACCGUCGCUGUGGGAGUGACAAAGACGUUAUUCAUCUUGAUCCCUAUCGUUCUCAUCGACAAAGUCGGGAGAAAGCCUCUGCUGUAUAUGAGCACGAUCGGGAUGACGAUAUGCCUGUUUAGCAUCGGCGCGACACUCUCGUUCAUCGGACCGGGAUCAAUAGGGAUUGCAUUGGCGCUGCUUUCGGUUUGCGGCAAUGUUGCGUUCUUUUCCGUCGGCAUGGGUCCGGUUUGUUGGGUUGUUACGUCGGAAAUCUUCCCAUUGAGGGUCCGAGCGCAGGCGUCGGCUCUCGGGGCCGUGGGGAACCGAGUGUGCAGCGGGCUAAUUGCCAUGUCGUUCCUUUCGAUGUCGAAAGCGAUAACGGUUGGCGGGGCGUUCUUUAUCUUUUCGGUCAUUUCUGCACUCUCGGUGGCGUUUGCAUACAAAUUUGUGCCAGAGACGAAAGGGAAGUCGCUGGAGCAGAUCGAGGUGUUGUUUCGGGAUGGAUAUGAGCUGCAGGGAAGUGAAGUUCAGCUCGGAGAUGUACAACAUUUGGUGUCCAAAGAAUGAA
Andrographis paniculata is the source of this 1787-nucleotide messenger RNA. Its product is annotated as probable polyol transporter 4. Bases 185 to 1786 code for a protein of 533 amino acids. Gene Ontology annotation, cellular component: membrane. Gene Ontology annotation, molecular function: myo-inositol:proton symporter activity. The transcript has 2 exons. NCBI's taxonomy places the organism in Eukaryota, Viridiplantae, Streptophyta, Magnoliopsida, Lamiales, Acanthaceae. Gene Ontology annotation, biological process: transmembrane transport. The record is from RefSeq and is a predicted model, not a curated record.